CACAGAUCUGCAGAGGUGAUGUAAGGGUGUUGCUUGGCAGCUGGAGACAGCAAAAGAGAAGUUCUAUCCUGGGAACCUCUGAGCCUACAGAAACCUCUAAGGCAGAAACAGGCUGUGAUCUCCAUCCUGCUGGGGCUCCAAGUGAUAAAACCCCAGUGGGAUAGUGCUUCUGGGACUGGCUGCUACCCUUCUGCUUUGGGACCAGCCUGGAAAUCUGUAUUCAGCUGCAUUCAGCAUGAAUCUUUGGCUCCAACUUCUUCCUUUUGUGGUCACUGCUGCCUUUUGCAAUGUUACCCUUGCAGAGAUCUUUGCUUACGUGGCUUAUAAUGACAGCUCCAAGUGCGUUGCUUAUAAAGCCCUCCCUGCAUGCUUUGGGCCACGACUCCCAGCAGAAGGGCUGACAGGGCAUUUGGUAAGAGUGAUACCACCAAAUGCCUGUCAUGCAAUAGAGAAUCCUCCAGCAUCAAGGCAGGCCUCCGAGACACAUAUUGCACUCAUAGGGGGGUAUGGCUGCUCUUUCAAUGCCCAGCAGGCUGGAUACCAAACUGCUGUUGUGUACAACGUGGAUACAGAGGAAAUGGCUACCAUGAUGGCUGAUGACCAAGGAAUCCAGGAGCUGACUGAGAUACCAUCACUCUCUACUGGACAACCAGUGUCCCUCCACUUGCAAAGGGCUCUGCAGUGUGUAAAAGGGGCAUACGUCAGACUUCUACCACCCAGACUCUAUUUGAGUGCUUGUCAAGAAAACGCCAAAAUGCUGGAGAAAACUCUCACCAUGAAGGAUUGCAGAGACCUAUUCUACAUCACUCUUGCCAAUGCCUUAAUUAUAGUUGGCUUCAUCUGGUACAAGAGGGCUCACGGGACAAAGCUGCACACAUACAAGAAGGGAGACAAACAUGAGACCCGUGUGAUCUGCAUGGCAGAGUACAGAGAAGGGGACCACCUGAAGAUCCUGUCCUGCUCUCAUGCUUACCAUAGUGUCUGCAUUGACACUUGGUUCCACACCCUCUCUGGGAAGAAGACAUGUUCCUUCUGCAAGCAACUAGUGAAUACCUGUGGGCAAGGUGACCUCCUGCCUGAGCAGGCUGGUGAAGAUGUCAAUGAAGAGGAAAGGGACCAUGAAGAUGAUGCAUUCAAUGAAGAGGAAUGGGACCAUGAGGAUGAAUAUGCUGAAAAGGAGAAAGACGAUGCAAGCUCAGUGGAAGGGGAAAGGUUUGAUGUACCGGAGAACAGCAUCACUUGAGCUGUGACAGGGAUAAGUUAUCAUUAAACCAAAGGAAAGCUC
Neopsephotus bourkii (Bourke's parrot) is the source of this 1285-nucleotide messenger RNA. Its product is annotated as E3 ubiquitin-protein ligase RNF13-like. Lineage: Eukaryota; Metazoa; Chordata; Aves; Psittaciformes; Psittacidae. Gene Ontology annotation, cellular component: nucleoplasm; cytoplasm. The record is from RefSeq and is a predicted model, not a curated record.